AUGUUGCAACCCCGGGCAUGGGGUCUGCUGCUUCUGGUCCUCACGGCCGCUGGCCUCGGCAGUGCUUUGGAUAUAACUGCUCUUGGAGCCCAACUUCCUCCUGGGAGUGUGAAUUUUCUCAAUGAAUUCAAUCUCGAUCAAUUGGUUGGCUCCAGCGUACAGAAGCAUCACAGUGCUUGUGACAGAGCUGGCGCAGCUUUCUCGUUUGUCAAAGAGGAGAAGCUCUCAAGACCCGCCAGCUCCUUCUUCCCAGAUGGCGUUCCCGAGGCAUUCUCGAUCAUGGGUUUGGUGAAGUUGGACGUCUCGGGGAGGCCGCAGACUCUGCUGGACGUUCGAGACGCCUCUGGCCGGGAGGUGCUAAGUCUCGUGUUGGACGGUCAGCUCGUCUUUAAGUUGGCCGAGACACCUGACGUGGUUAACCUUGUUCGCCUUAAUCAGAGCAUCGUCGGUGACGGCUGGUCUACAAUCGGCCUGAGCGUGAAAGGCGACACUCUGGUGCUGAUGGUGAACGGUAUUGAAAAGCAAUACGCUACCCUCCAUCGAAGCACCUCUGAUUCUGGGGCGAUCGGCAAAGGGAAGGUGUAUCUUCUGCAUGGCCAGAAGGGCGACGACUCUUACGAUGUCAAAGUUGGUGACCUUCAGUUCUCUCCGGACCCUGAACAGGCCUACACUUACCAUCAUCGUUUGCUCCAAAUCUGUCCCAAUUUUGAGCAAAUGAGCAGCCGAGAUGUCAUGAUGAGCCAAGAGGGCUCAAUUGAAGAGAUCGAUGGCCAAAUCUACAUCCAAGGCCCAAGAGGACCCAAGGGUGCCCAAGGGCCUAAAGGACCUCAAGGACCCCCGGGUCGAGAUGGCCGCCCCGGCAUGCCUGGAGCUCAGGGACCCCCGGGGCCGCCGGGUCACGUCCUUUUGAUGCCGGUUCCCUCGCACGGAAAGAAUGAGAAUGUCCGGAUGGCUCAAUUCCGCUCUGCCAUUCAGCAGACAGUGAUGAUGUUGAAGGGUCUGCGUGGGAUUACAGGCAUGCCAGGCCUACCAGGCAUUCAGGGACCUCCAGGUCCAGCAGGUCCCAAGGGAGAUCAGGGACCUCAAGGCGACUCCGGGUUCGCUGGUCCUGUGGGUCCACGUGGACACCCUGGUCCUAAAGGACCUGUUGGCCGCGCCGGUCGUGACGGUGAGGCUGGCGUGACGGGUUUGCAGGGUCCCAAGGGCGACCCAGGUGCCCCGGGCCUUCCUGGUCUCCCCGGUCCAAGGGGUCACAAAGGGGACGACGGACCAUCCGGCGACAAAGGAGCCCAGGGUGAACGCGGCCCACGCGGUCCCAUGGGUCGCACCGGUGAGACUGGACCCACUGGCGAGCAGGGACCUCCUGGCUAUCCAGGUCCAGCAGGUCCGCCCGGUCAGCCCGGUAUCCGAGGUCUCCCAGGCCCCGUGGGACCUCCUGGUCCCAAAGGAGAUAUCGGCGAUACCGGAUUGGCUGGCCCAACCGGUUCCGCUGGUCCUCCUGGUCCACCCGGCGUUGUCGGACCUCAGGGCGAGAGAGGCAUUCCUGGUUUCCCCGGAAGGCGCGGCGACCCUGGCGUCUCAGGGGCUCCUGGAGCCACAGGCCCAACUGGAAACCCCGGUGCUCAGGGUGACGUCGGGCCGAAAGGUGACGACGGUCCUGAAGGAGCCCCUGGCGAUAUUGGUCCGAUGGGACCCACAGGCUUCAAGGGCGAUAGGGGCCCCCGCGGUCCCGUGGGCCCUAAGGGUGCCACAGGUUCCCCUGGUAUGACCGGUAUCGUCGGCGAGCGUGGAGACAGGGGCGACACAGGCGAGCGUGGCUUCCCCGGACCCACCGGACCCGAAGGAUUAAUUGGUGAAAAAGGAGAAAGGGGACAGGUGGGACAGGCCGGACCUCAUGGUCCUGACGGUGAGAAGGGCUCCCAAGGUGUUAUAGGACCCCCAGGAUAUGCUGGAGCACCCGGUCCUAAAGGCGCUGUUGGUCCGGUUGGACCACUUGGACGCGAUGGCGAAAAAGGUGACUCUGGCCCCAUCGGACCAAUGGGAAUGCGAGGUCCUGUGGGACCAGUAGGACCUGUAGGCCCACGAGGAGCGCCUGGUCCGUCAGGACCACCUGGAGAACGCGGUGACGAAGGCCCAGCAGGUCCGAUUGGACCUGCAGGACCCACUGGACCAUCGGGACCACGCGGUCCUCUUGGCUUCACUGGACCAAUGGGACCUACGGGUCUACCAGGUGUUCACGGUCCCCCGGGUGACAUCGGUGAACGAGGUGAGACUGGUGAACGAGGACCUCCCGGUGAAGUCGGGCCCAUCGGCCUACCCGGUCCUACCGGUCCCACGGGCGAUCAGGGUCCAGCUGGAGAACCUGGACCUCGCGGUCCCCGUGGACCCGUGGGGCCUGCGGGCAAACCCGGAAAGGAGGGAAGUGAGGGAGAACCGGGUGACAAAGGUGACCAGGGUCCUCCUGGCCCCCCCGGACCUAUCGGACCAAGUGGAUUCCGUGGAGCCCGCGGAACGCCUGGUUUACGCGGCAAAGUGGGUCCGAAAGGGGACGCAGGCAAGCCUGGUCUUCCUGGACGAACGGGCGAUAGAGGAGACCGCGGUGAUCCCGGUCCUAGGGGUUCCCCAGGUCCAGCUGGACCACAGGGUGCUCGUGGACCAGAUGGACUUCAGGGAGAAGCUGGAGACAAGGGUGACCAGGGCGUCACGGGCCCAAUAGGUCUGACAGGACCGAAGGGUGUUCGUGGACCCCGUGGAAAACCCGGACCCCUGGGACCCCCCGGUGUUGAUGGACAAAAGGGCGACGAAGGUCCGAGGGGCGAAGUCGGCGCAAAGGGAGAUCGUGGUCCAGCUGGUUGCCUCUCUCCGUUACAGGGUGAACAGGGUCCUCAAGGAGCCCAAGGCAUGAUGGGCCCCCCAGGCGUUGCCGGGUCUCCAGGCGAACCCGGAGAACCAGGGGAGGUUGGUCUCCAGGGUCCAAAGGGUGCCCCUGGCAAAAGGGGUCCCGUGGGUCCCCCUGGCCCCAGAGGUCCUCCUGGUCCCUCAGGUCCUGUAGGGCCACGUGGCGAGCAGGGCGAGAAGGGGUCCCUGGGGGCUCCAGGCAUUCGUGGUCCUCCCGGUCCAGCUGGUCCAGCAGGUGCUGCUGGUGUGAGGGGUCCCACCGGCCCCACGGGGCCUAUGGGCCAUCCUGGGACUAAGGGUGAGACCGGUAUCAUCGGUCUCCGUGGUGAGAAGGGCAAGAAGGGUUCGGAGGGGGCUGUUGGCAUCCCCGGUGUCAAAGGCACUCGCGGCAAGAGAGGCCCUCAAGGUCCCACUGGUCCUGUUGGAAUGACCGGCCCGCCUGGUCCUCCUGGCGAAUUGGGUCCCAUGGGUCCUAAAGGUUCGAUCGGGCCCAUUGGCGCAAGCGGUGAGCGUGGCGUUCCCGGUCCUGCGGGCAAAGAUGGUCCCCCUGGAGCCCAAGGCCCUGACGGACCAAUGGGGGAGGAAGGCCCCCCAGGUCCCACUGGACUGGUUGGAGAACCUGGCGUUCAGGGUCCAGUCGGUGCGGAAGGUGAAGUAGGACCUGCUGGAGACACUGGAAGCCGUGGGAAGCCAGGAAGUCGGGGUCCUCGCGGACCUAGGGGUCCCCCUGGCCUGACGGGACCUGUGGGUCAAAAUGGAGAUCGUGGACCCGCAGGUGAACAGGGUGCACAAGGGCCUACAGGCAGUCCGGGUAAAAAAGGCAAACGAGGUCCAAAGGGUCCAACGGGAUCGAUUGGCACCAAAGGUGACACGGGUGAACGCGGGAUCCGCGGGCACCCUGGUCUGGUCGGUCCAGAGGGUCCGAAAGGCGAGCCGGGGAGUCCUGGAGAUCGCGGUCCCGACGGGAAGCAAGGCGAACAGGGACCGAUGGGAGACGAGGGUCGAAAAGGCGAGAGAGGACCUCCCGGAGAUGAUGGAGAACAGGGUCCAAUGGGUCCCACGGGACCGCCAGGUCCUUCUGGCCCGCAAGUCUUGCUGACUGCUCCGUUUAAUUGCACUCCUCUUCUGCACCCCUCCUUUUUUCGUGCCUUCCUUAAUGGCAUUAAAGGUCCACGUGGAGAGAAAGGUCCUGUUGGCGAUCCUGGACCCCAAGGUCCACCAGGUCCCGCUGGUCAAGUAAAGAUCCUCAACGCUCCCAACUCCGUUGAAGACUCUUUCGGACGUCGACGGCGUCAGGCCCCCGAUCCAACUCAGGUGAUUACUCUUGAGGAGUUGAACAGAGCUCUGUUUGAAAGAAUUGACAAACUCUGGAAAGAGGCACAACGCCUGCUGAAGCCUUCAGGUAACAGCCAGGAAUACCCCGCUCCCAGCUGCAAGGACAUUAAGUUGACCAACAAGUUCGCCCGUAAUGACACCUACUGGAUCGAUCCAAACGGAGGCUCAACUUUGGACUCUGUCAAAGCGGAGUGCAUCUUCCACGAUGACGGAUCUGUUGAAACAUGUCUCUCAACGGGAGUUGCAUCCGAAAAUCUCGCAACCUACAAGAGGCCAGGAUCGAGUGAUUCCGACUUCUGGCAGAGCCGUCUUCUCGUCGAAAAUGCCGUUAGCCCGCCUGACCUCCACGACCAGAGCCCACAUACCCAGAUGAACCUGCUGCGCAGCCAACACCGUUUUGCUACUCAGGAGCUGGAGUUCUUCUGCGAGGGAACCACAAUCUUCGGUGGUGAUAUGGAUUGGGAAACUGGUGAAGUCGACAUGUCCAAGGCCACCUCCUUGUUGACUCACAAUGGCCGUGUUAUUGAUCUCACUAAGGGCACUCGCCACGGCCCCAGCCAUAGCCACAUGGAGAAGAUUGAUUUUGUAAAUUCGCUCCGUCGAAACGACGUCACAGUCACCGUUGACUAUGAUGGGUGUAGGCACCGCCAACCCGGAACAUCCACGAAGAUGCGGAUUGAAACUCGCGAUCCUCAGCUGCUUCCAAUUAUUGAUUUUACCGUGCGUGACUUCGAUAGUAAUGGAAGAAGCACUCUUAGUCUCGAGGUGAAGGCCGUUUGCUUCAAAAACUAA
Mesocestoides corti is the source of this 5025-nucleotide messenger RNA. NCBI's taxonomy places the organism in Eukaryota, Metazoa, Platyhelminthes, Cestoda, Cyclophyllidea, Mesocestoididae. The record is from the annotation of a GenBank genome assembly.